This is a messenger RNA of Verticillium alfalfae VaMs.102, 813 nucleotides long. Its product is annotated as glucose and ribitol dehydrogenase. The record is from RefSeq and is a predicted model, not a curated record. Bases 1 to 813 code for a protein of 270 amino acids. The transcript is spliced from 3 exons. Lineage: Eukaryota; Fungi; Ascomycota; Sordariomycetes; Glomerellales; Plectosphaerellaceae.
AUGUCCGAGCAAUUUGAGCCUGGCCAUGAGGUCCCCGUGACCGGCCAGAGCUUUCCAGGCAAGGAAGGCGACAUGCCUCACCCAACACCCAAGUUCGACAAGAUCCCUACAGCCGACGGCGGCGAGAAACUUUACCAGGCAGCUGGGAAACUCAAAGACAAGAAGGCUAUCAUCACCGGCGGUGAUUCUGGCAUUGGUCGCGCUUCUGCGAUCCUCUUCGCCAUGGAGGGUGCUGACACGCUGAUCGCCUAUCUGCCCGACGAAGAGGACGACGCCCAAGAAACCAAGAAACGCGUCGAGGACUACGGCCGCAAGUGCUAUCUACUGGCUACCGAUGUUACCGACAAGGCCAACUGCAAGAAAGUCGUCGAUGAAGCACUGGAGAAGCUCGGAGGCAUUGAUAUUCUCUUCAACAACGCCGCCUACCAGAUGAUGGUAGAGAACAUCAAAGACCUAUCCGAGGAUCAGUGGCUGCAUACCUUCAACACCAACAUUCACCCGUUCUUUUUCCUGUCCAAGUAUGCCCUGCCCCCACAUGAAGCCGGGCGCGACCAUUAUCAACCAAUGCGAGCAUCAACGCUUACAUGGGACGACCGGGCCCUGCUUGACUAUACGUCGACCAAGGGCGCCCAUCGUAUCGUUUACUCGAGGUUUGAGCAACCAGAGGCGCAGAAGAACUUCACAAGCCCCAUGGGACGUCCCGCGCAGCCAUCAGAGAUUGCAACGUGCGUCGUGUUCCUGGCUUCGACAGAUAGCUCUGCCCUAAGCGGACAGGUUAUUCAUUGCAACGGCGGCGUCAUCGUCAACGGAUAA